GUGUAUUCCGCGGCGUUAUGGGAACACCACGCUUUCACACGCGUUUUGCGCACGACCUGAUCCUAUUGGAUGAGCAGUGCAGGGGAUAUUAGUGAUGUUAGAGAGAGAGGCGGUGGGAGGCGGGGAGCUCCUGUCUCUCCAACGGCAGACGCACAGCGCUCCUGAUCGCACUCUAGAUGCCUUUACAGCAGACGCACCUCUGUCAACUGUGAUGAUCGUUCCCCUCCCUCUCUUGUGCAGCGGAAGGCGAGAAGACUCCGAGGUUUAAUGCCAUUGCAGAACACGUGGAGAGCCUCUGUACUAGUCCCCGCGGCCGUGCGCCUUCCCUCCCCUCCCUCCCCCGCUGCCAUGGAGGAGCGCGCAGGCGGUGGUGCAGCGCUGGGGAAAAUGAGCGAGAGGUGCAGAGGAGGCAAUCAAUGAUUGCGCGGAGAGCUCCUGCGCGUCUUGGCAAGGUCGGAGCCGAGCGUGGAUGAGAUUAUGUCCGAGUGGAGACAGCAAGGACGGACUUUUCUGCUUCCUCUCCGGGGAUGCCCCCUGAAAAAACAAAAAAACAACAACAAGAGUUUCUCUCUCAGAGGCGACGAAGAUCCCUUUCCCUCCGUUUGCGCGAUCAUGCUUGAGCCUGUAUUUGUGACAAUCUCUUGUCGCUCCCACCUUGGAGAUGAAGUUUCCUCGCUUUGGAUGAUUUGUCGGUUCUGUCGCUCGCUGCCGAGGCUACCUAAGGUGAUUUAGAGGCUGCAGCAGCAGCAGCAGCAGCAGCAGCAGCGGGGGAUCCAGCUGUGUUUACUGGACGGUACGCAUCUGCCGCUGUCGCUGUCCAUGGUGCUGAAUCCGGGCUCCAGGAAUGGUGGAGACGCUGAGUAUCGCAGUGAUCGGUGCUCCCGGAGUGGGCAAAACUUCUAUAAUCCGCCAGUUCAUCUAUAACGAUUUCUCGGAGGCGUACACGCCGACCAGGAGCAGAUAUGUAUACAGACCCUCGGUCAUUCUGAACGGGAACAUGUAUGAGUUAAAGGUUUUGGACGUCCCGCCAAUCUCCUCCUUCCCAGCAAGUGCCAGUCAGGAAUGGCUGGAUCUGCGCUGCAGAGGCGUCCGCAACGCCAACGCUUACAUCCUGGUGUACGACAUCUGUUGUGUGGAGAGCUUUGAAUACGUGAAAAUGAUCAGACAGCAGAUAGUGGAGAACAGGACACAGGCAGAGAUGGCGCAUACAUGUCGAGGAACUAUAAACUUGGCCACAGCACACAUCGACACAGAGGAUGCCUGCAACAUUGUGUUGAGCAGUGGCGGACGCACAUACCACCUGAAGGCGAGCACUGAAGUAGAGCGGCAGAGAUGGGUUACCGCGCUGGAGUUGGCUAAAGCUAAAGCCAUCCGCAUGAUGAAUGAUCAGUCUGAUGACUCAGGAGAUGAGGAGCCCACAUCACAGACAGACCGCAGCGAGAUCCAGGGUACCCUGAAGGUACUUGUCAGCAAGCUUGAUGACCUUAGCACUUGUAAUGACCUAAUCGCCAAGCAUGGAGCCGCCCUGCAACGUUCCCUCAGUGAACUGGAAGGACUGAAAGUCCCAUUGGAUGGAGGGGAAAAGAUCAAGGCAGUUAACGAGAGAGCCACCCUCUUCCGCAUCACUUCCAAUGCUAUGAUCAAUGCAUGUCGAGACUUUUUGGACCUAGCUGAGACUCACAGCAGAAGACUGCAGCGGGCGCUGCAAUACGAGCGAGAGCAGCGUACCCACCUAGAGGAGACGAUCGAGCAGCUCGCGAAGCAGCACAACAGCCUUGAGCGAGCGUGGAGAGAAGCACCCACGCAUGCUUCCAGCACACCCAGUGCCCCAACCACCAGUCAGAGGAGUGAAAGGGUGAACAAAGAAGACGCAAGUGAUGAAGAUGAGGAUACUGAGUACUUUGAUGCCAUGGAUGACUCCACUGAGUUCAUAACAGUGACUGCCAGUGAAAGCACGCAACACAAGCGAUCUCAGAGUAAUUUAAGUGGAGCAAGCGGAGGCCAAGCCAGCGACUCUAACCAGGAAGACCAUAUGUCUCCGAUCUGUAAUGAUGUCUCAGCGAAAGAGCCGGUGCGAUGCAGGCAAAGCCGGACCCAAAUCCCAGACAAGCCCAAUUAUUCCCUAAAUUUAUGGAGCAUCAUGAAGAACUGCAUUGGAAAGGAGCUCUCUAAAAUCCCGAUGCCUGUGAACUUUAACGAGCCCCUGUCAAUGUUGCAACGUCUCACCGAGGACCUGGAGUAUCACGAGCUUCUAGACAAGGCGGCGCGCUGUGAGUCUUCCCUGGAGCAGAUGUGCCUAGUUGCGGCCUUUUCCGUUUCCUCGUACUCCACCACCGUCCACCGCACAGCCAAGCCCUUCAACCCUCUCCUGGGAGAGACCUACGAGCUCGACCGCCUGGAGGAAUUUGGCUACCGCUCACUGUGUGAGCAGGUGAGCCAUCACCCGCCUGCAGCUGCACAUCACGUGAUUUCCCGAAGAGGCUGGACCUUGAGGCAGGAAAUCACCAUUGCCAGCAAGUUCCGUGGCAAAUACCUCUCCAUUAUGCCUCUGGGUGUCAUUCACCUGCAUUUCCACUCCAGCGGGAACCACUAUGUGUGGCGAAAGGUCACAUCCACGGUGCACAACAUCAUUGUGGGGAGACUGUGGAUUGACCAGUCGGGAGACAUUGAAAUCAUCAAUCACACGACGAAGGAGACGUGCCAGCUGAAGUUUAUACCUUACAGUUAUUUCUCCAGGGAUGUCCCACGAAAGGUAACAGGUGUGGUAGCAGACAGUAGAGGCCAGGCUCAUUACAUCCUCUCUGGUACAUGGGAUGAAAAAAUGGAAAGUGCUAAGAUCAUUCAGAGCAGCGAAGGGGCCAGCGGAUCAGAAGGGAAGCAGAAGACAGUUUAUCAGACCUUACCCCCCAAACUCCUGUGGAAGAAAUACCCUCUACCGGAAAACGCUGAGAACAUGUACUACUUCUCUUCUCUGGCUCUGAUGCUGAACGAGCCGGAGGACGGGGUGGCGCUGACCGACAGCCGGCUGAGACCCGACCAGAGGCUGAUGGAGGACGGCCGGUGGGACGAGGCGAACGUUGAAAAACAGAGGCUAGAAGAGAAACAAAGAGCUGUGAGACGGCGAAGGGAAGCAGAGGCCACAGGUGCACUGCAUGAAGAGUGUGAUUAUGACUCUGGCAGAGACUAUGAAGGCUACCAGCCGCUGUGGUUUCACCAGAGGAGGGAGUCGAUCACUGGAGAGACAAACUUUGUGUACAAGGGAGGUUACUGGGAGUCGAAGGAGAGAGAGGACUGGAGCAUGUGCCCUGAAAUCUUUUAGCUCAGGAGCUCGUCUCGGACGACACCGACCUCACCGGACAAGGAGCCGCUCGGCCUCUGGGCUGCGGGCCGUAGAACAAAGCCGACUUGUGACCACCACAAGGAUCUAUAGGAGUGUGAGAAAGUGUAUUUCACACAAUAUCUGAUUACACAUUACCUCCAAAAGUGUUUUUGUUUAUUUUGAACAUAGAAGACAGGGCGUUCCCUCAGCAGUCCUCCCUGCACAGUGCUGAUUCUCUGCUGCUCCUCAAAUAAACUCAGUGCACUUUUCCAGAAUUCACUCCACUACAGACUAACAGCAGCUGGACAGAAAUUUCAUAUGAAUGCCGAUUCUUACUGGUCUGAAGAAAUUAUCAAGAGCCACACUGAAACACAACAGUGUUGAAUACACAUGUCAGUAUUUCCUCUUAAAGACAAACUUCCUCACAUGUCAAUCAGUAAAACCCUUAAUCUCAGUAAUCCCAGUUAACUAUAAAACCUAACUAACUCCCUGAUUACAUGGAGAAGAUUACAAUCAGGUUGAUUUACAAAAAAAGUUUUAAAAAUAGUGAUAAGACCGAUUAUAUGCUAUACACUGAACUACUGAACAGUUUAAAAUGCAGAUCAGACAGCUCAAGUGCAAUUAUAAGAAAAUCAUUAGAGAGGAAAACUGAAUUUUGAAGUAAAUAGUUUUUAAAAUAUGAACGCCAGGCUGCCAAAAAACUCUACUACAAUAUAUUAAAUAAGUAAAUAAUUAAGUGAAAGUAGUGAGUUAGUCAGAUUUUGUACAAAUAAUUUUUUUAUUUAAUUAAUUUGAUAUAUCACAUGCCAGAAAGCUAUUUUAUUUUAAGUGAAAGUUGGUGUUUCUCUUAACUCAUGACUAUAGAGAUGCAGUUUUUGUUUUUAGGAGACCCUUUAUGUAGUCAGAGAAAAAUGACAUUUAAUGGAUACUUUAUAUAAAUAUUUUAAGUUAAAGUUGCCUCUUUGAUCUGUCAUCCAAAGAUCCUUUAGAUAUUUUUCCAUUUGUGAUUGUGAUUAGCUAAAUUAUAUAGGAGUGGUGGAAACAUUUAGGUGGCACACAGUAUGUUUUUCAUUAGUGCCAGAUCAAAACAUUUAUUUCACAUUUACUGAACUCUUCAUUAAGACCUUUGAAAGCACUUUUCGCUGUGGUUGACUGGAACUGUGCUUCUCAACUUGUGAGUCGAGAACCUUGGCAACCAUAGAAUCAUUUUUGAACAAUGUAGAAAACAAUAGAUCAAAUGUUUUUACAUAUUGGAGUUGAAACUGUUUGUAAUCACCUUCACCAAUGUUAUGUCACUAAAUGAGGGCCGGUCAUUUCACCUCUUCGCCAAUUCUUAUCUUUGAAGCUUCUAUAAUUUCAUUUAUUCUGGUGAAGGAUAUUUUGCACCAAACAUGUUUCAGUUUCUACCCACCUGGAGAGCGUUUCAUACCUGCUUUCAUGACAAAUGGUUUAAAGUCAAUUCUGUCAUAAACAGAAAUGACUUUAUUGUAGAAAUAAUAUCUUAUUUCUACAAGAUAUCGUUGUAGAAAUAAUAUAUUGCUCAGGGCCUCCGGAGGUCCCAGUCCGCCAUAUUUUAUCAGCUUAAUGGCCUACAUUAAAUCAAUAUGAAUAGAAAAUGGUUUAAUUUCAAACUCUAUACAUAUACAAUCAUACAUGGGAGUUCACCAUUUAAUAACUAUCCCCAUAAUUUCCUAAUAAUCAAAACAAAAAUAGAAAGCUGUGCAGUGGUUAGGGUGUAUGACUAAAAUGUUUUUUUUUUUUUUUUUUUUUACAAGUUAUGAUAGAAUGUCAUGACUAGGUAUAGGUAAACAUGCAGAUUUGAAUUGAUGAAGUUGUGAAUUAACCUGUAGCCUCCUGAAUAGAUUUUAAUUGUCAGAUUUAAAUAGAGGGUGCAACUCAAGGGUUUAUCUGAUCAUAGAAUCAAAAACCUCAUUUUUGCACUUUUUUCUCAUUGACUUUAGAGCGACCAUUUUCACUUGUGCCAACAAUCACAGGCGUUGACCACGGUGUCGAAACUCUAAAAGGUUGUGAACCGCUGGACUAAAAGUGAGUGCAGAUGGCCUGAAUUGAUGUUUAGAAAUCUCCCCUCUGUGCAUGUUCUUUACCUUGUUUUCUGGUGCUCACACACAGCCUCGCCCUCUGUAACCCGUUGGUGAUUGUACAAAAAAAAAUCUGCACCUUAUCACUGACGCGUUUGUUGGUUAUUAGAUCAUUCAGCCUGCAACUUGUUGGUGUUUCUUACUCGAAUCCCACCAACUCUUCCACCAGCAGUGGCUCUGAGAUUAGAGGGAAUCCCGCCUGUGUGCGAGCCUGGAGCGGUCUGCGCGCGGCGCUGCAGGGGGAAUCAGCUGACAGGCGGGUAAAGUUGGUUGCAGAGGCAGACAGGGCUGGUUCCUGUUGCACUCCACUGUGCUGUCGGCUGCAGCCACAGAGGACUGCCUCAGCUGCUGCUGCUGCUGCUUCGACACCAAAUCAUAACUCCUUCACUGUUUGCGAACAUGCUGAUCUGGGAUCAGCACACAAAGAUACACAGAGUCUUUUUGCCUUUAACUGACUGAAUAAGGGAACGAGUCCCCUGACCUGUGCACUACGAGUCUAUGGUGACAAGAGUUUUAAAAAAAUUAGUUAGUAUUUUUUUGUAAUUAUUAUUAGGAAUGUAGAAAUCAUGGCUGGAGGUAAUUGUACCUACCGUCCAGUCAAUUUGUGUGAAUAUUUUGUCAUAAUAUUGUAAAAAUGAUGAAUAGUUCUACUAAACUAUGUAUGGAGCAUCUGUACAGAAAAUACAGAGAGCCUGAAGGAUUUAUUGUCACUUUUAACUUCUAACCUGAACUGAUUCUGUCUGAGUUAACCCUGAGAAACCUGUAAUUUGGCCAAAAAACUGUCUUAACACAAUAAAAUGUGCUUUUGAUAGAGUCCUUAAGGCUCACAUGUUAGAAAUGUUUUCCUCUGAUGUGAUGAUGUGGAGAAAAUAAUAUCCUUCCCAUUUGUCCUGAUUGAUUGAAGAAGAUUUUUGGUUUGAGAAUACAAGAUCAUAAAAUGAC
Molecule: messenger RNA, 6360 nt
Organism: Xiphophorus hellerii (green swordtail)
Lineage: Eukaryota; Metazoa; Chordata; Actinopteri; Cyprinodontiformes; Poeciliidae
Gene: osbp2b
Product: oxysterol binding protein 2b
Exons: 16
Coding region: 845-3319 (824 amino acids)
Cellular component (GO): perinuclear endoplasmic reticulum; cytosol; plasma membrane
Molecular function (GO): cholesterol binding; GTP binding; GTPase activity
Source: RefSeq, a predicted model, not a curated record